Messenger RNA from Xyrichtys novacula (pearly razorfish), 11783 nucleotides. The record is from the annotation of a GenBank genome assembly. NCBI's taxonomy places the organism in Eukaryota, Metazoa, Chordata, Actinopteri, Labriformes, Labridae.
GAGAGUUUUAUUUUGGAAAUCCUAAACGGAAGUGUAGUUUUCUCUCUGUUGUAGUUUUAAUCCCCCUCCUCUGCUGCUGCUCUCUGACAGUUAAACACACGGCUCUAACGAACCUUCAUUCAUUUCACCUGAACUAUGGGGCCGACAGGUGAGCACUUCUCUGCUGUUUCCGGUCUGACUGAAGAACUUUAAUGUGGACUUUGUUCUGUUUCCGCUCUUUUUGUCUAUGCGAACCUUUAAAUCUUAAUUUAGCUUUAAUCUGUUUUAGCUAACGUCAUCCUCGCUGCUAACGUUAGCUAGGUUUCCUCCAGGUUAGUUAACACCUGAGACAGAGGCGGUGACGUUAACCGGUUAGAAACGAUUAACCGAGAGCUUUCGGUCAGAGUCGAAGAGCUCGGGAGAAGUCGGUCAGUUAAACGGUGUGUCCUGGUUUCAGUGUCUGUGCAGCAGUUUAGCCGUUAGCUCAUCCACCCAGUUUUAACUAAUUCAGUUACUAAUUAACCGACUAAAGAAGUUUUAACCGAAUCACCUCUUUGACCCGCGUGUGUGAUCGUUCGAGUAAAAUGUGAUCAGUAAUUUCUACUCUAAUUUAUCAGCUGAUUAAAACAAAGUGAAUGAUAUUAAUUAAUGUUUUUAUACAUAUAGUUAUAAUUUUCUUCUCAUUUUUCAUUUUCAUUCUUUAUUUCAUCCGGUUCAUAUUCAAAACAAACAAGUAAAAAUCUCAAACGUGAAUAAAAAGGAGCAGAAAGAAGAAAACUCUUCUAGAGUCUGAACCUCUUUUAUAAGAUAUUCAACUAAACACAUACUAAUAAAAUAAACAAGAACUUUUUACAGUUCAUUAUUUUUUAUUUUUAAAAACAAACAGAAAAGACCACCAUAACUCACAAACAGACACAGACUCGUUUGAACUUAUUUCCCUGUUUUUACUCGACAAACUGACUUUGACUCUUUUUUUAAAGAUCAAACUUGAUUUAAUUUCUUUAGUUUCUUUGUUCAGAUUGUUCCUCAGACUGAUUCUUCUCUCUCAGCGCUCCUUCACUGUAGUUCUCAAUCUUUUUUAAUAUUUCAAAUCCUUUUAAAUUAGAACAACUUUAGAACAGUUUUUUCUGGAUGUUGACAGGUCAAAUUUUCCUAUGAGCUUUAAACAUCAUCUGUAACAAACUGAAAUCUACUGAAAACAACUGCAGUUUAACACGUUUGAAGGAUCUCUGUAUUGACUUUGACUAAUAAUUCAUAUUGCUGUUUUUUGUUCCUCCCCACACUUCAACACAGUCGGUCAGAUAUGGAACAAUAAUCUAAUUAUACAAGCGGUACAAAUCUUUAUUAUUAUCUAAGUAGUCCUUUACUUUGUUUAACAUAACAAUCCUUUUUGCUAUUUUCACUUUUAUCCCAUUAAUCUGUGAUUUCCACGUCAAUUUAUCAUCAAUAAGAACACCUUAAAAUCUUAUUUCAUUUACUCUAUUAACUUCAAAACCUCCAGUAUUCACUGAAGCAUCAAUGUUUUUGCCUUUGUUACCCGACAGUAUAGAGUUUUUCUUCAAUAUUUUAGGAUUAACUUAUUUUUGUAUCCAUCUGUAUUUGAGUAGAGCCCUUUAUAAUAUUAUGAGUAUUGUGAAAAUGUUCAGUAACAGCUGUGAAUGACCAACAGGGACAGGAAUAUGAAUUAUUGUAGAGUUUAUUUUAAAGUCUCUAACUGCUGUGAUGAAAUUAUGAAGAAACAGACCUGUUUUCUCUUCAGUAGCAGAAAUAUUUACAGUCAGGUUAAACAACAGGAAACACUACACACACACACACACACACACACACACACGUACAGGACAAAACCAGUAAAGACGCACCAGGUUCCCUUUUGUCCAGGAGACAACAAAACAAACACAAACAGCUGAUAUCUGUGACACCAGAACUUUCCGACCAAUAUUAGGAGCCGGUUCACUUCACCGUAAAAUGUUCGACUUUCAGUCUAAACUCAGAGAAACUCUUUCACUGACAACUAAACACUAAAACCAUAAUAACACUAUAAUAAUCACUGAACAGGAGUGAAUGUUUGAUUAAGUCCACAAAGACAAACUUACUAAAAUAUAUUCACACAAACGGGUUUUAAUUUCUGCCCCGUUUUCUGAAAUUAGUGGGAAAGAAAAAAGGAGGUCAAUAUGAUUAUUUUUUAACUGCGUUAUCCUUCACACCCUAACAGAACAGGAAAAACCGGUCAGUCUUUUUAACUGUAACUGUGGAUGUGAAAAAAACAUUAGUCUCUAACGGGCUAAAAUUGGCCGAUUUAAUCGACUCGCCGAUAAAUCAGUCGCCCCUCUUUUUAUCACUCUGUAAAUGAGAAAAUACUCCCACCACCCCUGAAAACUUCCCGUGGGUCACCAGUUGUUCUUGUAAUCACUGAUCUAUCAUAGAAAUAUGCUCAUUAGAAUAUCACAUGGUCCGAACAUGUAUGAGGCGCCAGUUUUCCUGAUCUAGGAUGAAAACAAAGGAGUGAUGAUCAUUUUUAUAUUUUAAGAUAUUUGAGAUUUUCGUGGCGGUGAGAGAAUUUUCUUAUUGACAGAGAAAAUGGGCUUCCUACCAUCAUGGACGCCAUCUUGAAAAUGACGCCUUUCUCGUGGUCAAACUUUGGUAAACUUUGAGUUUGUCAUUAAGGACGUCUAAUACUGUCAGGUCAUAUUUGUACCUGACUCUUAAUGAAUUUACAGAUGAGUUAUUCUGUUCAUGUCGUAGAGUAAGUUUACGUGUCUGAGCCGCUCUCAUCGUUUCAUUCUCAGUCUUUAACUGAAUCUGUGGAGCUCAGAGGACAUGAGAGUGACUCCGUGAUUUCGUGUGAAAAUCUAAAAUCUGUGGACUCUAACUUUGAUCGUUUGGCAGGUUCCCUCCAGGUGAGGUGUGUACAGGUAAGAAGGGAUGGGCUGGUUACAUGUAAGGUAAACCGUCUGAACCAGGACACGCUGGAACAUGUUUCUCAAUUAAAGACAAAGAAACUGUUUUUACUGUUAAUCAGGUGAAGUUUGUUUUUGUUGGACUUCACUGAAUCAGCGGAGCCACUCCAGAACUCGGGUCAGAUACAGCAAAGUCUAGUGGGUGACCUUUAACCUUCAGGAGAGCUGAGGAUGGAGGACGAAGAGACAAACGUGUUUCUGUAGGACAGAGGUUCAGACAGGGUGACAGGAGGAGAACAACAAGUCAUGAAGAAACACAGUCAGCCCAAAGUUCCUCCGGUGUCAGAGGGAAACAGUGAAGCUUCAUUUAUCCUGGAUUUAUUAUCUAAUACAUCACUGAAGGAAAUAAUAAUAAUAAUAAUAAUAAUAGAAACUGUUCCAGAUGUUAAAAAAAGUCUUUUUUUAGAGAAAAGGAGCUGCUGAGUGUCUCGUAUUUUUGAUAAUUUCAGGUCUUUAGUUUUGGAGUUUCUGUGACCCUGAACAUUUCUCGAACCCUCACAGCGUCAGUGGUCUCUGUCUCAGGAUCACACUCUGGACUGUGUGUCUGUGAAACCGUCCCUCGUCCUUCAGACUCGUCUUUUUGUCUUCUUUAUGAAAUUAAUCUGUGCCUCCUCCUUCCUUCCCUCGUCUGUCUCCUUUCACUCUUCCCGCCUCGUUACCCCGACAUGUCCCGUCUUGCCCGCCCUCUCCUCACCUGUCCUCUUGUUUCUUCUCGUCCCAGGUGAGGUGGUGUUUGGCAGCCCGGCGCCGGUUUGCUCCGAGAACCGGUUGCGUUGGGAUCUGAGCCCCGAGCAGAUCCGGCAGCUCUCGGAUGAGCUCAUCGCCAACACCAAGAUGGUGUACGACUGCGUGGGAGCGCUGGACCUCAGCUGCGUCACCUUCGAGAACACGCUGAAGGCCCUCGCUGACGUGGAGGUCGAUUACACCGGUCAGUUUCCACCAAUCAGGAGAGUUUAGCGCCACCUUUAGGAGCUUUAAUACCCCACAGAGAUGAGAGUUUGGGGUUUGGUGCUGAUGUUUUUGUUCUUCCUCUCAGACCGUCUCCGUAAAUUCACCAGGAUCUGAGUUUGAACAGAUUUGACGUUUCUGCAGUUUUCAGUUUUCAGCGUCUGAAACCAGCUGAACCAGCGGUUUAUAACGGUGUGUUCAAGGGUUAGUGGAUUUCUGAUGAUUACUGAUCAGCUGCUCAGUAACUAACAGAGAACUUUACAUCCAAAAGUUCAGCUCAGAGUGUUUCAUGGAAAAACAUCGAACUCCACAGACAGAAAAUCAAGAUUCAGAUCUGUGAACUACGAUCAGACAAAAAGGUCAGGAGUCGAUAAAACGGAGACGAAAACAUCCUUUAGAAACAGUCGUGAGAAUAACAGAAACUAUAACCACAGUUACAAUAACUCAGUUAAGACAUCAGCUGAAGGUGAAACCAGGUUAAAAAAAACAGGAAACUGAUUUUUAAAAGAUUUUCAGGAUUUCACAAAAACGACGAAAGAAGAUCCUCCAACAACUGAGACACAAACUACAACUCCUCCACUGUGAUCAGUCUGUGUUUCUGCAUCCAACCAACAUAUGAACACAUGACUAUAUGAACACGUGAAUAUAUGAACACGUGAACCAGGGCUGUACGAUAUAUAGUUAGAGCGUCGUCAUGGCGAUGUACGUGUGUGCGAUGAUCACAUGUCAGAGCCUGCGAGGUCGGAGGAGAAUGACCUCAUCUAAUUUCAAGGGUAGCUGACUGUGAUACAGCGAUCCACCAAUCACAUUCAUUCUUUACUCAGUUACCAAUCAGACUACCCUGCCAGCUGUCAAUCAGAAUCAGAGAGGAGGAAAACACGCCCCUGAGCAUGGAGUGAGUCGCUGAAAUCGUACAUUUACGCGGACCACUCGUCUAUCAGCGGCGUGCGUUUCUGCGAGGUCAGUAGACGUGAGUUUCUCAGCACCACAACAACGAUUGUAAAAGAGACACGAACAGAGAAAACCACCAAAGAAGAAGAACACGUGUUUCAGUUCUAAGAAGGAUGAUGUCGACUAAAACAUGAGUUCUGUGUUCAUCUGUUUCCACGGUAACGUCCAGAACAAUAAAAACUUAAACUAUCUCUGAGACGGACAGAAGACAGUCGACUAACAGAUCAGAGCAGGUUAACUGCUUAACAUGAACAUGUGAACACGUGAAUAUAUGAAUAUAUAAACACAUGAACACACUGAUCAUCAACAUUGACUCAUCCUGUUCACUCAGCCAGCAGGGGGCGGUCUGGGGUCGAGUGUUUGUACAAGGACACUUGAGCUGCAGGUGUCUCUGAGACGUUCAGCUUUAGUCAGUCUAAGAGGUGGAGUCUGUGGACGUCUUCUUCUCAGUGUCUGUGGAAACCUCCAGAGUCUGAAAGACGGAUCUGAUCAAAGGAGGGAAAAACCAAAACAACAUGUUUUAUGAUUUUAACGUCCCGCCGUGUCGUCCAGAUAUUUCUGCGCGGGGACGAUGAACCUGAAUGUAAAGAGGUCAAACGUGGCGAGCGCUCAGGUCUGCGCUUCUUUGUGUGCUCUCUCUGAGUCAGCGCGGUCGGUCAGGUUCGCUCGGAUCAGCAGUUUUAAAGAAAGCAGCUGAUCACGCUGCUGCUGCUUUGUGUGGAGAUGAAAACACCUGCAGCUCUCCUGCUGCUCCUCCUGCUGCUCCUGCUGCUCCUGCUGCAGGAGGAGACCGACACUUUCCCUCAGCUCUCAGACUUCAGCUGAAAACUCCUCGGUCUGUCUGAGAGUCGGGACGUUUAUCUCCUCACUGCUCUGAAUCUUCAGAGACCUUCUCAGUGAAGAUGUGAGGAGGACAGUGAAGAAGCUGUUCUGCUGUCAGUUUGAUCAGAAAAAACACCUGAAGUUUAGAAGAUAGAAGUUUAUAAAGGGUCAAUAAGAGGUUCAGUUUCAGGAGGUCAUUUGUUUCAUUCUUCUUAAACUCUUCUCCAAAACGAUCAGAUCUGAAGGUCUGAAGAAAAGCUCCUCAAACAUCAUCUGAGCUUCUUCUAGAUCAUGAACCAGGAGACCAUCAACCAGACUGACUGUGUUUAACUUUGUUUUGUCUCCUCUCUGACCCCGCCCUCCCCCUCUCUGACUCCGCCUCCCGGUCAUCAGUCCAGAGGAACACGCUCGACUUCCCGCAGCACGUGUCUCCCAAUAAGGAAGUGCGAGCGGCGAGCACCGAGGCCGACAAGCGUCUGUCCGAGUUCGAUGUGGAGAUGAGUAUGAGGGAGGACGUCUACCAGAGGAUCGUCGCUCUGGAGGUGAGGCGCCGCCACAGACGGCAGGCUGUCGACCAAUCAGAAGGCAGACUGAGCUGUAGCUUUAUCUCCUGCAGGGUCAGACCUCAGUAACGUCAGAGCGAUCACCUCUUCUUCUCUGUUUCUUUGUUUCCGUCUGCAGAGGAAGAUCGACAGCAGCUCCCUCACCGCCGAGUCCAAACGCUACAUGGAGCGCCUGAUCAAACUGGGGAGGAGGAACGGCCUCCAUCUCGCCACAGAGACGCAAGAGGUGACCUUCGAUCAUCCACGUCUCCACGCUGUCAAAGAUCUGUAAACUGGAGAUCAGCAGGUGUUAGAAGAGCUGUGAUUGGUCAGAGCGUCGUCAUGGUAACCUGUAAAAGGUUCUCCACAGAGAUCUGCUGCAUCGGUGUAAACAUCAGCGCUCUUUGACCUUCUGACCUUCUUAGAGAUCAGAACAGGAACUGUUGAUGGAGGAGGAGAGAGGGAGGGAGGGGGAGGAGGGGAGGAGGGAGGGAGGGAGGGAGGGGAGGGAGGGAGAGAGGGGGAGGAGGAGGGAGGGAGGGAGGAGAGAGGGAGGGAGGGAGGAGAGGAGGGAGAGAGGAGGGAGGGGAGGGAGGGAGGGGAGGGAGGGAGAGAAGGAGGGAGGAGGGAGGGAGGGAGAGGAGGGAGGGAGGAGAGGAGGAGGAGGAGGAGGAGGAGGGAGGAGAGAGGGAGGAGGGAGGGAGGGAGGAGAGAGGGAGGGGAGGGAGGGAGGGGAGGAGGAGAGAGGGAGGGAGAAGAUCUAACCCUCAAGAGUUUAACUAUGAGAGGAGUUAGGAGAGAGGGAGGGAGGGAGGGAGGAGGAGGAGAGGGAGGGGAGGAGAAAGGAGAGAGGAGGAGGGAGAGAGAGGAGGAGGGAGAGAGAGGGAAAGAGGGAGAGAAAGGGAGGGGGGAGAAAGAAGGAGGAGAGGACAGAGAGAGAGGAGGAGGAGGAGGAGAGAGGAGGGGAGAAAGAGGAGGGGGGGGUGAAAUGAAUGGAGGAGAGAGAGAGAAAAUCAAACCCUGAUGAUUUUAACCUUCAGAGGUGUUAGGAGAGAGGAGAAGAGGAGAGAGAGAGGAGGACAGGAGGCGUCGGUCAGUCCAUCUUAAUAAUCCAGUUCCUGGUUUUUCCCGUUGUUGACCCGCCCCUCUUACUAGAACUCUGAAGUUCUCCUGGAUCAGGUCCUGGUCUCAGACUAGAAUCCUGUAUCUGGUUCUCUGAGGUGGUCUACAGACCAGACUCUAACAUCUGUAUGUUCAUGUCCAUCCUGACACUCUGGUUCUCCUCCUCCUCCUCCUCCUCCUUCUCCUCCUCCUCCUCCUCACAGGAGAUCAAAACCAUCAAGAAGAAGCUGAGUAACCUCUGCAUCGACUUCAACAAGAACCUGAACGAGGACACCACCUGUCUGCUCUUCAGCAGGGAGGAGCUGGGUGAGUCUGGAGCUCCGAGCUCACAUGGUCGCCGUCUGAACCAGCUGAUCUAACUCCUCGCCUCCUUGUUUUUCAGGAGGUCUCCCCGAGGACUUCCUGAGCUCUCUGGAGCAGGAUGGAGACAAGCUGAAGGUCACCCUGAAGUACCCUCACUACUUCCCCACCAUGAAGAAAUGUUUCGUCCCUGAGACCCGCAGGAAGCUGGAGGAGGCCUUCAACUCCCGCUGCAAAGAGGUGAGACAUGAUCCAGUCCUGAUGGUCCAGAUGUUGAAGGUGGACCCUCAACUCUUUAGGGAGGAGGACGCAGCAUCUAUGAUUUCUAGUUCUUCGUUGAAAGGACAACUGGACGAACUUGAGACUCAAGUUCUUCCAGUUGUCCUUUCCAAAAGAAGGUCCGAUUCUGCUCCAUCAGACCUCCGGACUCCCUCAGAGGUUUGGAGAUCUUUCCUCAUGUGACUAACCUCUGGACCUCCUGUCUGCGUCUUUAGGAGAACUCGUCCAUCCUGAAGGAGCUGGUGGAGCUCCGGGCCCAGAAGAGCGCUCUGCUGGGCUUCAGCACUCACGCCGACUUCGUCCUGGAGAUGAACAUGGCCAAGUCCGGGGCGAGGGUGGCCAGCUUCCUGGGUGAGUGAAGAGGAGACCUUCAGGAGGACAGAGAGCAAAGAUCUGCUCAGACUCUAACCCUCGAACCGUCCCCAGAACGGACCUGCAGAUAGAUGUUGAUAAAGUCAUCUUCUCCGUUUCUUCUGUGUCUCUUUGUUUUCAGAGGAGCUGGCCUUCAAGCUGAAGCCUCUGGGCGAUGAAGAGCGCUCCGUCAUCCUCAAACUGAAGGAGAAGGAGUGUCAGAAGAGAACGCUGCCCUUCAACGGAGAGCUGCACGCCUGGGACACCCGCUACUUCAUGACCCAGGUCUGACCUGCUCCAGGACCUCAGGACCUCAGACAGCUGCUGAAGGAUCCAAAGACUCUGAAGAACUUUCUCCUGAAUCAGUUUUUACUCUUUUCUUCUCCUCUCAGGUGGAGGAGACCCAGUACGCCGUGGACCAGAACCUGUUGAAGGAGUACUUCCCCAUGGAGGUGGUCACUCAGGGUCUGUUGGACAUCUAUCAGGAGCUCCUGGGUCUGUCCUUCGAGCUGGUGAGCGGAGCGGCGGUGUGGCACCCGGACGUCACUCUGUACUGCGUGAAGGACCGCAGCAGUGGUCAGGUGGUCGGCCAGUUCUACCUGGACCUCUACCCCAGGUGAGGCUCACAGACAGUCCUGGUUCUGGGUGGUCCUCCUGAUGUCCCGCCCCCUCACGUCUCCUCUCUCUCACCCGUCCUCUGCAGGGAGGGGAAGUACGGUCACGCCGCCUGUUUCGGCCUGCAGCCCGGCUGUCUGCUGCCCGACGGCAGGCGCCAGAUGUCGGUGGCGGCGAUGGUGGCCAACUUCAGUAAGCCCACGGCGGACGCUCCGUCACUCCUGCAGCACGACGAGGUGGAGACGUACUUCCACGAGUUUGGACACGUCAUGCACCAGCUGUGUGCCGAGGUCAGCUGACACCACGCGGACUUAAACGCUCUCCAUCCCAGAAACAGAAUAAUCAGAAGUGAAGGAGCUUUAUCUGGAGACGGCAGGUCUUUGGGUCCAGACCCGAUCAGCUGACGGAGGACCUGCUGAAGUCUCCUCUGAUUGGAGUGUUUCAGUCUGACUGUGUUUGUGUGUUUACAGGCAGACUACGCCAUGUUCAGCGGGACUCACGUGGAGCGGGACUUUGUGGAGGCCCCGUCUCAGAUGUUGGAGAACUGGGUCUGGGAGAGGGACCCUCUGCUGAGGAUGUCCCGACACUACAAGACCGGGAACCCCAUCCCCGACGAGCUGCUCGACAAACUCAUCAAGUCCCGCCUCGCCAACACCGGUGAGUGCCGCGCAGAGACAGACGACUGCUUCAGGAGGUUGUUGUUUUUUUACUGUUGCUAUGGUAACCGUCCCCCUCCUUACAGGCCUGUUUAACCUGAGGCAGAUCGUCCUGGCCAAAGUGGACCAAGCUCUGCACACCAGGAACGGACUCGACCCGGCAGAGGAGUACGGACGACUCUGCCAGGAGAUCCUGGGAAUCCCAGCGUCGGCAGGUCUCUGUCCUCUGAGGAGUUUGUUCGUCUGAAGAAGAGUGAGAAACAUCAACGAUUUGACCUCUGACCUUCCUCUCUCCACAGGAACCAACAUGCCGGCGACCUUCGGGCACUUGGCAGGCGGUUACGACGCUCAGUACUACGGUUACCUGUGGAGUGAAGUCUACUCCAUGGACAUGUUCUUCGCUCGCUUCAAACGAGAGGGAAUCAUGAACCCAAAGGUCAGAGCGCGUGAACGUCAGGAGAACAUCUGAGCAGCUUCUCCGACAAGAAACACCUUUUAGUCUUUAACCUGCUUUAACUUCAACCAGAACCUCCUGAGAUCUAAAUCUACAACACGCUGUUUUAAAUGUUGAUCUGAUGGUUUUCAGAUCAUGUCGGUGUAGGGCUGGGCGAAAGAGAAAAAGGUUAUCAUGAUUAAUUUUUUCACAUCAGUCGAUAUUGAUAAAUAUCAGGAUAUACCUCCAAAAACCAAAAUACCUCCACACCACGGACGUUUUCCUAACGCCAGUGUUGUGGUUGACAUUGAUGUGGUCAUCUGUUGAGCCUUCAUGGUCAUUUCUGUCGGGGGUAGCACUCAUUUUCUUUGUUUCUCACCAACAGUGCUGUCGGCUUCACCUGUUAAAGUGCUAUGGUUGGGUGGAGCUGCUGUCUGCUACGACGCUGCAGUUGGUUGAUACUUGGUUCUAAUUCAGAACAUGAUUGGUUCAGACCCGGAGAAACUCCCCUUUUCAUUGGCUGUUCGUAUAGUCAACCAAAACAUUGAAAAGCAUAUUGAUCAUGUUUUAUAUCGAUAUUGAGGGAAAUUAAGUUUCAAUAUAUAUUGUUAUUGUUUUGUCGCCCAGCCCUCAGUCUGUGUUUAAUCUAAAAUCAUGCAAAUGAAAGUUUUUAUUGAUUUAUGAAAAAUCGGUACACACUUAAAAUGUGAUGACAGACAUAGGUUUAAAAAAAACUGUUAGAGGAACGACCAAUCAGGAGAGGACUUUAUCUACAGUCUAUAAUAUCAUUCAGAGGAUCUCGAGAAAUCUCAAAAUCUUAGACGUUUCACCGUCUCAAGUCCAGAUGUCCUUUCAACAAAGAAUUAGAAAUCAUAGAUGCUGCAUCCUCAGUUUUCACCUUAACAACCACUGACUGUGAACUCAGUUCAUCGCUGCGUCCACUGAUGACGUUCAAACUGAACCACGAAAGAGGAGGCGAUUGACAGCUGCGAUUUUCCCUGUCCGCCAAUUCCAACCAAACCGCAAUUUUACUCACGAGAACCCGCAGAUUCACGUUCAAUCUCACGAUAACGACUUGUCUCUCUAAAGACAGACACAUAGACAUAUAAGCAGUAGAUUGUGUCCUUCCAGAGGAGGAAAUCUACUUCUAGACUUCUAGAAUCAGCAUCUCCUCAUCCAUGGUGUCAUCGGGGUGAAAUGACGUCUAAAAACCUUUCACUUGUUCGUCUCCGCCCGUUUGCAUGGUGUGAAAUACGAUCCUCCUGAAACACGGAGUGUUUUAUUUUGAAAAGAAGCCGGAUGUUUUAUUUUGAAAAGAAGUCGGUGUAAAUUGACACGUUAACUUGAAUGGCUACGAUCGGAGGAUACGACCUUUUAGGAGACGAUCAGGAUGAAGGUGGAGGUCAGGGGUCAGAGGAGGCUGGUACAGAACCUCGUGACCCGUUUGGUUAAUAAGAAACAAAGAAACUAGAUGUCUUAAUGUUUUGACUGGCUCUGACAUGCUGUCCUCUGAUUGGUCCUCUAGGUCGGUCUGGAUUACAGGAAGUUCAUCCUGCGGCCCGGCGGCUCAGAGGACGCCUCUGAGAUGCUGAGGAAGUUCCUCGGGCGCGAGCCAAAACAGGACGCAUUCCUUCUGAGCAAAGGACUAACUGUGGAGCAGCAGGCCAUCACGCCAUCUCCCUGCUGACCAAUCACAGCAGCCGGAUCUGUCUCUCACGCCCCCCUCUGCACAAAGGGAGAACAACAGACUGUGGUUUUCUAGAAAAAACGGUAAACUGUAAAACAUGGAUAAAAAUGAGCAGUGAAUAAAUGGUUUGAGGUGACGGCG